Macrosiphum euphorbiae (potato aphid) is the source of this 1002-nucleotide messenger RNA. The record is from the annotation of a GenBank genome assembly. NCBI's taxonomy places the organism in Eukaryota, Metazoa, Arthropoda, Insecta, Hemiptera, Aphididae.
AUGGUAUAUUUCACGGAAAAACUCAUAAACGAGAUACGCAAGCGGUCGUGCAUAUGGGACACGGCUGACGUGAACCAUCUGAACAAGGAAGUACUGACCAACAUGUGGAUGGAGAUCGCCGGAAAUCUUUACUCAGAUUGGAACUCACUCAGCGGUUUCGAUAAACGUGAAAGAGUGACUGAUGUCAAGAAAAAGUGGACAAACAUCAAAGACUCGUUCGUCAAGGACGUCAAGGGCAAUAAACCGAGAAAGUCCCUGCGCUUGCCCGAGCACCGGAAAAAGUACUAUCUGUUCGAUCACCUGCAAUUUCUGAUACCGUUCAUCCAAGACACGAAAACCGGUGGCGGUGGUCGAUCGGUCGAAGACGGUGCCGGCAAACCGGGGAGCAAGAAAAUGCGUAAAAACACACAGCACGGCGAAGGUUCGCGGAACGCACUCUCGAUGGCGGCAGCACCACCCUCGGAAACCGCGCCCAAAAUACCGGAAACACUUCAACCGGAUGUACAGCAGCACGUCGACUUGCUCAACAAAUUUGCGGGCAAGACGGCCGCAGACGCGCUGUGCCAGCUGGACGGCGAUUUGUCGUUCAUGGUGUCGCUGUUGCCCACCAUCAAGUCGAUGAACGAAAAGCAAAAGAUCAACUUCAAGAUCGGCAUCCUGCAGCUCGUGUCCCGGAUCAAGUUCGAUGAAGUGCAAAAUAAUCCCCCGGGUAUGCCCACGUUUACUGUGGCGACCCCCAAUCGCAAGAGCUUUCCAGCGCCCCAUCAACAGCAGCAGGCGUCUGGCGGUAGACACCCGCUCGUUUACGCGGCUGUGUCGUCUUCUCAGCAAGUGCAGCACCAAACCAACCAACAACCUGCCGUCGAGCACGAAUCGCCGCGGGUUAAACAGGAAAUGGUCGACUCGAGUCCAGGGUCAUCGUCGUGGUGUUACGACAUCGACACCAACACCGAAGAAGGUGUGGAUUAUACCUUUGAUCGAGAUAGUUAUAAAGCAUCCUAA